Anthostomella pinea is the source of this 894-nucleotide messenger RNA. The record is from the annotation of a GenBank genome assembly. Lineage: Eukaryota; Fungi; Ascomycota; Sordariomycetes; Xylariales; Xylariaceae.
AUGGCAACCAACGGCACGGCGGCGAACCGCUUCCUCAUCUGGGGUGGCAAGGGUUGGGUCGCCGGCCACCUCGAGGCCAUCCUGAAGAGCCAAGGCAAGGAGGUCUUCACCACCACCGUCCGCAUGGAGGACCGAGAAAGCGUCAAGGCCGAGCUCGAGAAGAUCAAGCCCACCCAUGUCCUCAACUGUGCUGGAAGCACCGGCCGUCCCAACGUCGACUGGUGCGAGGACCACAAGGAGGAGACGAUGCGUUCCAACGUCAUUGGAACUCUGAACCUGACCGACUGCUGCUUCCAGGCUGGCGUCCACAUCACCGUCUUCGCCACCGGCUGCAUCUACCACUAUGAUGAUACCCACCCUAUCGGUGGCAAGGGGUACACUGAGACGGACCCGGCCAACUUCCAGGGCAGCUUCUACUCGGAGACCAAGGGCCAUGUCGAGGAGGUCAUGAAAUUCUACACAAACUGCCUCAUCCUCCGCCUGCGCAUGCCGGUCUCGGACGACCUGCACUCGCGCAACUUCGUCACCAAGAUCAGCAAGUACGACCGCGUGGUGGACAUACCCAACAGCAACACGAUCCUGACGGACCUGCUGCCGGCGUCGGUGCUGAUGGCCGAGCACAAGGACACGGGCGUCUACAACUUCACCAACCCGGGCGCCAUCAGCCACAACGAGGUGCUGUCGCUGUUCAAGGAGAUCGUGCGCCCCGACUUCACGUGGAAGAACUUCACCGUCGAGGAGCAGGCCAAGGUCAUCAAGGCCGGCCGCAGCAACUGCAUGCUCGACACCACCAAGCUGGAGAAGAAGCUGAAGGAGUACGGCUACGAGGUGCCCGAGGUCCACGUGGCUUACCGCAAGUGCUUUGAGCGGAUGAAGGCUGGAGGUACCAAAUAG